GCCUGUCUGAUGCUGCCUACGCUGUGUUCUUGACUGUCCCCGCCUGCCCAUCUUCUACUAUGAAGCCUCAGCACCCUUCUGCUGACUGAGCAAGUCUCGUAGAUCUGGUGGUCGUUGCACGUCGUCAUGGACAUUUCACAUUCCACCCGCAGACAACCAGACCAGCCGCCACUGCACUUUGCUCUCUGCUCGUGCCAUGUCGUUUGCUAGACUGCUUCUUGCGCCGACUCUUGCAGCAGGUGCCUAUGCUUCCCUGACUCCGCGCCUCGCCACUUCCCGGCGUCUUGCGUGCGAAGGGCCUGCCGCGCCGACUGCUCCAUCACCCAUGGCAACAUCCACACGGACAGCAGGCACGCGGCCCAUUCUCGAUGCGCAUCAAUUUGCUACGGGAUCCAUCAUUGGCAUCGUGUCUGGUAUGCUGCUGAAACGCCUUGGCCGGCUCUUCUUUGUCGUUGCCGGCGGCGCGUACCUGGUGCUACGUGCCCUGGGAGCCUCGCAGCUGAUCCCGGAACUACCCUGGCGGCAAGCAAAGCAGUGUCUAUUGAACCGUACGACUCGGCGAGAUCCCGAUGCGCCCGUCACGUCGAGUCCGAUCUUGUCUGCGCUGACCCAGGACUUGACAUUCACGGGCUCCUUCCUUGCUACCUUCCUCAUUGGCCUGCUCAACACGUAGGCCCUUUCUAUGCCAUAUAACCUAUAUAUCUGUGUCUAAACGGGAGCUCAUGCCAUCAACUUGCUCAAAUUGAUCCUCGGCCAAAUUCCCC
Messenger RNA from Protomyces lactucae-debilis, 764 nucleotides. RefSeq lists its product as uncharacterized. Bases 197 to 673 code for a protein of 158 amino acids. The record is from RefSeq and is a predicted model, not a curated record. Lineage: Eukaryota; Fungi; Ascomycota; Taphrinomycetes; Taphrinales; Protomycetaceae. The transcript is spliced from 2 exons.